This is a messenger RNA of Doryrhamphus excisus (bluestripe pipefish), 2551 nucleotides long. RefSeq lists its product as uncharacterized. The record is from RefSeq and is a predicted model, not a curated record. Lineage: Eukaryota; Metazoa; Chordata; Actinopteri; Syngnathiformes; Syngnathidae.
UGAGUAGAAGAUAAUUGUGUUUGGGUCUUUUCAUUCUGUCCUCGUUUAGCUGCUUCGUCUCAAAACGUUUGCGUUACAUUUAAUUGGAUUUAAACAUUAUAUCUUCUGUAAUGUGCUCCGGUUACGCUUACUUCAGAUUUUAUAUUGUAAUGAUUUAACACAAAAGCAUGUACGGUCCCGGUCGGCCGCCUUUCGGGUUACCUAAACCUCGCGGCGGUCCGUACAAUGUCGGGUCGCCUUGUCGCCCUCCACCUCCAGGACAUUUGGCUCCUGGACCGUGUGGACCAUUUCCGUCCACGCCGAUGCUGGGGCCCCGGUUUCUCUCCAACAGACCUCCAGGACCUCCGAUAAUCAAUCCCCACUGUAGCAGCUUCUCCAUAGACGGUAAUACAGCGAUUGCCUCUCCGGUUCCACCCCCACACCCUCAGCCCCCCCCAUGGAAUCCCAUGGAACAUCACAAGUCAGACAGCGACCAUGCCGGUGAGGAGUUCUUGCGGUGUCUUGCGGCAAAUAAGCCUCUUCCCGACUAUCUCAAAGGGAACAUGGCCUACAACCUGGCCGAUGCAUUCAAAUCAGCAAAUAUUCUCAAGGAGGCCGUCAAAUCGGAUCACGUUUUCCAGAAGCAUUUCACCAGGAGCAAAAGCGGGAGCAGAGGCCGUAGUCGUAGCCGUGGAAGAUCCCGAAACAGAAGUCGUGGACGGAGCCGAAGCACAGGAAGGAGCAAAAGUCGCGCUCGUGGUAAAAGUCGAGCAAGAAGCCGAAGUCGAACCAGGAAAAGUUGCGCACGGAGCAAAAGUAGAAACAGGAGGUCAAGGUCACGGAGCAGCAGUAGCGGCAAGAGAGAGCACGCCAGGAACAAACAACAGCAACGGGAAGGGAGCUCCAGCCACGCCAGGGACAAGGGGAAGGACGGCGCUGGUUGUAGUAGUCUUCUCCAAGGAAGGAGCUUCUUGGAGGGACUAAAGAUGGUCAUCAACAACCAAGACCUGGAGCGCCUGCCUACUCUCAAAGACGCGGCCCUCUCUAUUCAGGCCUCUAAUAAACUCCAAGACAUGCAACGUACCCCCAGCAUGAAGCCAGAUGAUAAAAUGGAGACUUCGUCUGAAAAUGACAACACGGUCCUGCCUCACGACAGAGUAGGCAGCGACUUCUCCUGGCUUCAACCCCAAAACCACACGACCGCGAGGGCUGAUGAAUUUGAAGAUGAAGAGUCGUUCUUGUACGGGAACGAAGACGCAAAAGGCGAAGCGUCAACAUCGACACUCACGACUUCCGAGUCGGUCAAACCACAGCAGGACGAGAUGAAGAGCGGCGUCCCGGGCCGUCAACAGCACAGCGCCAAUAUGUCAAAUUCCAGUAUUUUGGGCGACGUGUCGCUCUCGAGCCACGCCUUUGCUAAUUUGGACAACAAAGAGUGUGAAAAGAUCAAAAAUAUAUUAAAAGGUUUGAGCAAAACACACGGAAUGGACACAAUGGACAAGAUGGCCUCCAACCAUACCGAGAUAGCGUCCAUUCCUACACAAACUCUGACUUCGGUUUCAUCGGGGGCUCCUUUGGGAUUGCCCCCGCAACACAACCCCAAUCUACGCAAAGCGUUGGAGUCUCUCCAGUCGCUUAUCAAAGUGACCAAGGAGAGGCGGGCAAAAGUUGAAGGUGUUGGAACGUCUCAGUCAUCCUGUCCUAAAGAAAAGUCCGGUGAGGAAAGUGAAAGGAACAAAGACAAACAGAGCAAAAUAAAUCAAGCGGAAAUUUUGAUGAAAGAAGUGUCAGGAUUCCUGAAAGAGGACGGAUUUGGUUUUCUUACACCGGUGGUUGGUUUUUACUGCCAGAUAUGUGAGGAGUUCAUCGGAGAAUUAAAGAACGCUGAAAGUCACGCAGCCAUCCACGGCUACCGGAACAUCAGUCAUAAAAUGCAAGUGGAUAAACAUAACAAAGACACUAAAGGACACCAAAGCAGACCCCAGCACCCUUUAUCAGACCAAAAGGGCAACAAGGGCCACAGUUGUACAGAUCGAGGUGACAACAGGAAGGACAGGGUCAAACAGGAAGAGGAUUCCAACGGUCACAGACCUGGCUCGGAAAACGCUUUGUGGAAGGACAUGAAGAAGGAGAGGAUGCUCAUUACUGUGUCCCGUUGUGGCGAGUCCCCGAAAGUUGAGGAGCUCAAAAAGGAUCAUGGCAACCAUUCCAAAGUCAAGGAGCACACCAGAGACAUGGGGAAAUCCAGCGAGAGUAAGAAAAAAGAUGUGAACGACAAACAUGAUAGUAGCUCCGACAGCAACGGCGAGCAAGAAAAGACAUCGAAAGGAAAGUCGCACAAAAAGAAAAAGGAGAAAAAGAAGAAGAAGAAAAAGGAGAAGUCUAAGUGAUGGAAUUACAUUUGUCACAAGUCCACCCUUUAGUUACCUGCGUUUGAGGUUUUUUGUCAAAACAUUCAUCUGUACCUUGUAAAUCCCAAUACAUUGUACAAAUGUUUUAUAUUUUGUAAUAUAGAGAAAAUCAAAAAUGUGUGCACAAUUAUCGCUAUUAAAAAGAUGCCACGUUAUUAUUA